Messenger RNA from Drosophila kikkawai, 3080 nucleotides. RefSeq names its product seven in absentia (gene sina). Gene Ontology annotation, cellular component: cytoplasm. Gene Ontology annotation, molecular function: ubiquitin protein ligase activity; ubiquitin conjugating enzyme binding; zinc ion binding. Gene Ontology annotation, biological process: proteasome-mediated ubiquitin-dependent protein catabolic process; multicellular organism development. NCBI's taxonomy places the organism in Eukaryota, Metazoa, Arthropoda, Insecta, Diptera, Drosophilidae. The record is from RefSeq and is a predicted model, not a curated record.
AUACGGUCACACUCUACCGACGCUGACAUUAGAAGAAACACUUAGUAAAUUAAUUAAUUAACCGUCUAACAAAUGCAGCCAUCACACCCAACACACAUGUAUAAUGCCGAAAAAGACUGAACCUCACACCGUGCAAGUGCAAGUGCAAUAACCGCUGGGCUCGGCGAUCAAAGAACGCAAUAUAGAAGAGUAGAAAAUACACACGAAAAAACCCCAGCGCUCGCUGUUGUGUGUAAAUGCAAAUGAUAUAUUUUCGUGCAACAACAAGCACAACAACAACACAGCAGCAGCAGCAGCAGUGGCGGCGGCAGCGCAGCAAAAAAGGAACAACAAAAAUAACAACAAAAGCUGAGCACGGCAAACGAAUAUGAAUGUGUGCGCGUUAAAGAAAAAUUAGAUAAAAAGCCAAAUGAAAUUAGCUCACGCCUGAAUUUCGAGUUUGGCGCAAGGUAAACGAAAAGGCGAAAAGCAAUCAAAACAGUUUCCAUUAUCGCAGUGUGCGUGUGCAGUUUUUCCCCUCGGUCUGCGUCGCUUCGCGUCCCGUCCCCGCCCCGCAAGGAGGAAAACCACCUGCAUUGAUUUACACUGUAAAAUACGGAUAAAAAACGGAACUUGCACUGCGAGGAUAUAUACACCUAUAUAUAUACGCACACACACCGACGCAAGCACAGGCAAAGGCACCACUACCAGCACCCGAUUUCUCGGAGGCAGCAGCCUGCCAUAUAAACGCACAAGGAACGCCUAGGCCAAAGCUGAACCUGGCGGGGAUUGGAGGUACCGAGGAGAAUUGUAGACACAUUCGUGCCGCCGCAAGAACCCUUCCGAUGUCCAAUAAAAUCAACCCGAAGCGCCGCGAACCGACAGCAGCAGCAGGAGCAGCCACGGGAGUGGCCACCAAUACGAACAGUUCGACUGGAUCCUCCAGUGCCGGCAACACGUCUUCGGCCAACACAUCCUCAUCGUCCAGCUCGUCGCUGUCGUCCGCCGGCGGCGGUGAUGCGGGCAUGUCCGCCGAUCUGACCUCACUGUUCGAAUGCCCCGUGUGCUUUGACUAUGUACUGCCUCCGAUCCUGCAGUGCUCCAGCGGGCAUCUGGUGUGCGUUUCCUGCCGCUCCAAGCUCACCUGCUGCCCCACAUGCCGCGGUCCCCUGGCGAAUAUCCGCAAUUUGGCGAUGGAGAAGGUGGCCUCGAACGUGAAGUUCCCGUGCAAGCACUCCGGCUACGGGUGCACAGCCUCGCUGGUCUACACGGAGAAGACGGAGCACGAGGAGACGUGCGAAUGCAGGCCCUACCUGUGUCCCUGUCCGGGCGCCAGCUGCAAGUGGCAGGGCCCACUGGACCUAGUCAUGCAGCAUCUGAUGAUGUCGCACAAGAGCAUCACGACGCUGCAGGGCGAGGACAUUGUGUUCCUGGCCACCGACAUCAACCUGCCCGGCGCCGUCGACUGGGUGAUGAUGCAGUCCUGCUUCGGCCACCACUUUAUGCUCGUUCUGGAGAAGCAGGAAAAGUACGACGGCCACCAGCAGUUCUUUGCCAUCGUCCAGCUAAUUGGGUCGCGCAAGGAGGCCGAGAACUUUGUGUACCGCCUGGAGCUGAACGGAAACCGACGCCGGCUCACCUGGGAGGCCAUGCCGCGUUCCAUCCACGAGGGCGUAGCCUCGGCGAUUCACAACUCGGACUGUCUGGUGUUCGACACGUCGAUUGCGCAGCUGUUUGCCGACAAUGGCAAUCUGGGCAUCAAUGUGACCAUCUCCCUGGUCUAAGCGCACUGUCAAUUCUUCGAGUUCUUCAUUAUUUUUCGGUUUACUUUUCCGCUACAUAUACAUAUAUAUAUAUAUAUACAUAUAGUUUAUAGCCCUCUGUUCGCAUCAGGCGUUUGACUCUUUGAAAGAAUGUGAGAAGGGACAAGGGAGGAGAGAAGACGGCAGAAGAGAAGGAGAGAGUUGUGCAGAGUUGUUUUAUAAAAAUGAUUCUCCAUUUAAAUAGCCACAUACAACAUGCAUAUGUAUAUAUAUCUAUGAAAAUAUCAGGCCUGUUCCGUUUUCUCUUCGUUCGAAGUUGCAACUCAAGCUAACUUUGCUCACAGGUGAACUAAAACCGAACAUAAAUCUGUGCUAAUUGUAUGAAUUUGAUCUAAAUCUUAAGAUUUGCUAUUCUAUCAACAUUUUUCUGAGUUUAAAGCACAACAAUUGGCGAACUUUUGAGUACACGAACAGGUCCUGUAUAUGUUUUGUAUGUCUAAACGGUUCGAUUGGUACUCUAGUUGUAGGACUUGAUUUUUUUUAGCUACCAUAUACACCCUCUAUAUAUAUUUCAAUGUUUCAGUGUGUUUAACGUUUUAGUAAGCGUCGUGGGGUUCAUUCUGCUUUAGUUUAAUUUAGUUUUUAAGGGCCACACACACCUGGAGCAGAGCUGCCUGCGCGUGCCCACCCACUACAGUGAACACUCUGGACACACACACACACACUCCACUCCACUCCAACCAGAAACGAGAAACAAGAAACACUCGAUCAUCACACUCGAACAUGUCUAGUUUAGUUAAUGUAAAUUAUUUUAUACAAUACUUGUAAAUGUUAAGUGAACGAACACAACACAACAAACAAUAACAAGAACCACAGCAGCAGCAAUGGCGAAACCAUCAAAGAUAAAGUAAUAUUUGAUAGCGAUAAUCUGUAAUAACUCAAAAGUUGUUUUGUUCGGCCAAAAACCAUCUUCACAAAAACGAAAAAAACAAAAAUACACACACAAAGAAGGAAAAAAAAUAUUUUUUUGUCAGGCUAAAAAGACAGUUAACCCUUGCCCCCUUCCCCCAUUUAAACCCAAUCCCCGGAAUAGUAAACGAAGCAAUGUUAAUGUUUAAAUGUCCAACCUAGUUUAGGCGAUCUCCCCCGGCCCGGCUCAUGCCUUUGAUUUUAUUUCCCACUCGUUCGUUCGAAGUAAACGGAAGACAAAUGAUUUACAGCAUCAUCUGCACCGUAAUUAGCUUUUAAUGCGACGAUUUAUCGCGCCACUACCAUACGAGAUCACUUACACAGACACAAAACUACAAAAGUGAAAUAAACGUGAUUAGUAAAAGUAAA